This is a messenger RNA of Hordeum vulgare subsp. vulgare (domesticated barley), 807 nucleotides long. RefSeq lists its product as uncharacterized. The coding region runs from base 31 to 450 and encodes 139 amino acids. The record is from RefSeq and is a predicted model, not a curated record. The transcript has a single exon. Lineage: Eukaryota; Viridiplantae; Streptophyta; Magnoliopsida; Poales; Poaceae.
AUAGGUGUAGAAGUUCAAAAAGUAGCCACUAUGUACGGGACGCUUCGCAUUCUCCUGUUCGUUUUCCAUCUUUCUCUCCCAAUUUGGGCACACAGCCAAAACAGCCCAGAAAAAGUUCAACGACAAUGCAAGGAUAGCCACCGUUUCCACCACAUUCCCCUCUUUCCUUCUUGCCUUCGUCGGACGGCAGCCAUGGACAGCGACAACAAUGACAUCGGCAGUGGUGGGAUCCUGGAGGGGUACGCGAUCUGGAUGGGCGCGAGCGUUGCCGCGGCGUUCUUCACCUCCAUGGAGCGGUUCUCCUGCAUUCACAUCCACACCGUGGACGACGAGGGCGACUACGACCCUGAGGAGGCCAAGGAUCGCCCUCUCAUGCUCUCUCGCCCAGAGGCCCUCCCGGAGUACUACUACGACCGAUCCGGGUCCUCCGCCUCCUUCGCCAAGAUGUGACCAGGUCCUCCCCCGUACUGGGAUCAUAUUUCUAUUUCUUUGAUCUGUUUAUUGAUUAGAAUUUUGUGUGUGUUCCUUUGUGAUUCAUUCAGCCGCCUCAUGAUCUGAUUGUGUUGUUGUGUGAUGCGUUCAAGAAAUUUGGCCCUGCAUUCUUCAUGCGUGAUUCGAACGGCUGACUAAUUUUCAAUCGUGUACCGUCUAUUCAUGAAUCCUCUAUAUUAAUUUGAUUCUAAGACGGCGAAUCCUUUUCUACAUGUUUCUACCAUUGUUUUUUCAAUAAUGCACAUGUAAUUUGGACAUGCGGCACCACGUGUUUCUCAUAGUUCUUACACUUAGCUGGAGCCUACUGGUUUCCGA